Mytilus californianus (California mussel) is the source of this 930-nucleotide messenger RNA. RefSeq lists its product as uncharacterized. The coding region runs from base 269 to 778 and encodes 169 amino acids. The record is from RefSeq and is a predicted model, not a curated record. NCBI's taxonomy places the organism in Eukaryota, Metazoa, Mollusca, Bivalvia, Mytilida, Mytilidae. The transcript has 3 exons.
UGGUGCGUUGUUGUUUGACCUCCUUUUUUUUUUAGUUUGCUUUACUUCCUUAAUGAAAUUACGGUCAACUCAGCAACAUGUUAGACAUUGGUGUCAACAUUGAAUAAUUUUCAUUCUGUGACUGAUAAGAAGUCAAAAUGAAAAGAAUUUUUAUUGAUUGUUAGUUUCCGAUAUUUUUUCUAAUACAGAUAUAGUGUUGUCAGUUAUUAUUCCAAUUGGUAACGGAUUUGGCAUACGGGAACAGUGUUUACCUCAAAACAUUAGAGCUAUGCUACUUAACCCAUGUAGAACUUUAGAUAUAGGAGAACCGCCUCUUCCAGAUUUUAAUUUAUCAUAUAACAUGAGAAUGGUUGUGAAAGCGAUGAUUGAACAAACUAAAGAAAUAAAAAGAAAAUAUAAUUUAAGAUCUGUUGUUUCUCAUGGAAGCAGAGUCAACAUUUAUCUACCAGUUAAACCACCGGUAAUAACAGAUGCUGGAUUGGCGGAUAUGAUGUUAUCGUUCAAGGCUUAUUUCGUACAGAUAAUUUCCAUGGAAAUCCAAGAACAGAAUUUGCAGCGUACAGAAAUUAACACUUUUGAAGAUGACUUGCGAUUGUUAAAGAAUUAUUUAUUAUCUGGAAUGUGUUUUAUAUCAAGACGAAUUACAGCCCAGUCGGAUACAAUGACACCGUUAUGCAUCAAUACAUUACAGCUGUUACCAACAUAUCAAGCAACGUCUAUGUUUGUUUUAAGUCAUUUGAAGUAUUUCCUAGGAGACGUUGAUAGAGCAUUUGAAUAAACGUUUAGUUUUUAAUAAACUAUUUGGCAUGUUUUUGAUAUAUCUGUGAUAAUCAGGCAGCACAUAAAUUAUUUUCUUACUUUACCAUGUUUACAUGUUUUUCCAUUGUCUAUGUAUACCUACGUGAUUGUUAUUAAAAUAAAUAUGAAUUA